UCUGACGCUGUCCGUCGGAAUGGGCAGCUGUCAUCGUGUGAGCCUUGCCGCAAAUCAAAACUGCGCUGUGAUCAUGGUCGACCUCGAUGUGCUCGCUGCGCCAGACGCCGGCUCACAGAGCAAUGCUUCUAUCACCCUGCGCCGAUGGCCCGACGACGCCAACGCAGCGAUUUAUCCUCGUCUCUGCCGACAUCUUCUUCGGUCACGCCGAUUCCUGCUGCGUUUGAUCUAGCUACUGGUUUGGUUGCCAUGCAAACUUCUGUUUUGUCACCAACAGAGGCUGAUCAAACGACAUCCUCGCGUCAAUAUAGGUCGCUAACUCGCACUGGAGUUUCUCAUCUGCAGCAACCAUUCCACGCGAAUUCAUCUCUCAUAAGGGAGGGUGAGGAGUUAUUGCAACUGCUCCUUGAUCGCUAUUCCCACCCAGAUCUCGAAGAAUUAGUCCACAACUGGUAUAAAGAUCUCGGAGACAGUCCAGUUGGUGGUCCUUUAGCCAAGGCGGCUUGGCGCGCCAUCCAGACCAAUUUGCAGGACCUUCAUUCUAGUCGAUCACUGAAUCGCCUCCAGGCCACUUCUCGAGAAAUUUUUGACCACACUUCUCGACCACUCAAUAUGCCCACGACGGCCGCAGACGGUGCUCUUGAAAAGGAACUUUGUGCUAUCCGAUGGGAAACUGUCGGCAUGUAUUUCGCGCUCCUCGGGAUGGUUAUUGCAUCGGCCAAAAAUCUCUGUACCAGCUUCUCGGGUCGCCAGUGGUUUGGCGACCGUAAGGCAACGUCCAGUGAUGCCUUUGACGCCUGUCUACGAUGCGAGGCUCUGUGCAACCGCGUUGGCCAAAUGAACGACCUAUCCGUGUGGCUUGGGAUCCUGGCCACCACACUCUCCACCUGGUGUUUUGGUGACGAUUCUUGUCAAGCCUGGCGUCUAAUGGGGAAUUUAUCGUCCGCCAUAUUCGCCCUCAACUACCACAGGGGCUUUCAAGAUGACAUGAAUACCCCAGCAUACUUGGUCGAGCUUCGAAAACGUGCCAUUGCCCUAUCACACGAGCUGGAUAAGUCCCUGGCGACGUUUGUCGGUCGCCCACCACGCUUGAAUAGGAGCUAUUGUAACAUAGAAUUACCUCUUGACCUCUCAGACUCAGCCAUUGUCGGGUCUGGCGAGCUGUUAGAGCUACAAAUAUCGCGACUAGACGGUGAUGGUUGGAAUAAAGACAUGACUGUACAUCCAGCGUCUCGUCAACGAGCGAUCGUUUGGCUAAGCUCGAUCCGUGAAGAAGUUCUUGAGUUGUCACUGGGAACCAUAACUCAAGAUCUGGUUCAUAAAGCCCAGCGAAUACUAACUCGAUCAUCGUCGACCUGGGAGACUCUGCCUCACUUCAUGCAGUAUGAGCCGUCCCUAUGGGACCGGAUGGCACCUUCAACCAUUUUGAUGCUUCUGAGCCUCAAACUUGAGUAUUUUUAUAGCAAAUUUCUUUUAUACAAGAUGCUAGUGAAUCAAAGCAGUGGCUAUCGUCACGCGUUGAUUCAAAUUUCCCACGAGACCCUAGGGCUAGUGCUCUCAGUAAUGAAGAAGAGAGAUAUCAUAGGGUCCCAUAGGAUCGAUUUGGAAUGGACGAUAGUAUUUUACGCGAUGCCGUGCGCGAGUGUCUUGAUUCUGGAAUUGUUUCGACUAGCCAGCUUGCCAAAACCACAGCCCUCCGUCGCUUCGAACAGGUCGACCAUUAUUCAGGACAUCAGCGUUCUCAUAUCGUGCUGCGACUGGCUAACUGAGUCGGGAAAGAGCAAUUAUGAGCUCUGUAAGCAGGCUCAAUUGAUCUUCUCAAAGGCUCUGGACCAGAUCCUAAAUCAUGAGAUGCCUUUAGCACGUUUACUGCCGGAUAGU
Messenger RNA from Trichoderma virens Gv29-8, 1881 nucleotides. RefSeq lists its product as uncharacterized. Gene Ontology annotation, biological process: DNA-templated transcription; regulation of DNA-templated transcription. Lineage: Eukaryota; Fungi; Ascomycota; Sordariomycetes; Hypocreales; Hypocreaceae. The annotation marks the transcript as partial. The record is from RefSeq and is a predicted model, not a curated record. The transcript has 4 exons. Gene Ontology annotation, molecular function: DNA binding; zinc ion binding; DNA-binding transcription factor activity, RNA polymerase II-specific. Gene Ontology annotation, cellular component: nucleus.